AUGCCACAUCAGAGCUCCGGGACACCACAUGACAACGCCUCUAACAUCCCUCGAAAUGAUGUGCAGGUUUUACCACCAAAUGUGAACACAAAUUUAAAUAAUCCUCGGUAUGUCACUUUUUUUUUAAUUUGA
Molecule: messenger RNA, 132 nt
Organism: Rodentolepis nana
Lineage: Eukaryota; Metazoa; Platyhelminthes; Cestoda; Cyclophyllidea; Hymenolepididae
Source: the annotation of a GenBank genome assembly